This is a messenger RNA of Dermatophagoides farinae (American house dust mite), 2619 nucleotides long. It is a transcript of the gene eIF3b, whose product is annotated as eukaryotic translation initiation factor 3 subunit b. Gene Ontology annotation, biological process: translational initiation. NCBI's taxonomy places the organism in Eukaryota, Metazoa, Arthropoda, Arachnida, Sarcoptiformes, Pyroglyphidae. Gene Ontology annotation, cellular component: eukaryotic translation initiation factor 3 complex. The record is from RefSeq and is a predicted model, not a curated record. Gene Ontology annotation, molecular function: translation initiation factor activity; translation initiation factor binding; RNA binding.
UUUAUUUCGUUCGUGCUUUAUUUCUUGCAUUGUGUGUGCGUGUGUGUGUUGAAUUCUUUUUUCCGCUGCUGCAUCGGUGUGUCUGGAUUUGAUGCCGACUAUUUGGUUGAAUUGUCUUCAUUGAAAAGUUAUUUUCUAAAUUCAACAGAAAACUAUUGAUUUUACCUCGUAAUAAAAAUUGAAAAGAUCCAUUCUGCCGAUUCAAAUUUGUGUGUGUGGCGCAUUUAUUUUAUACAAUUUUCAUUGUUUAGUUUGAAUGAAACACUUGAUUCAUCAUUAAUCAGCAAUCAUGGCCGAAGGUGAUUUAAUACAAACUGACGAAGGGAAAAAAUUUCAAUCCAAUGGCACUGAAUUGGAUGAACAACAACAACAACAACAAUCGACACAAGAACCACCCACAAUGCCCGAAGAAGAACCAGAGCCAGAUUUUGAUGAUCCAGAAGAUUUUAUUGAUGAUAUUAAAGAUGAUGAGCUCAUUGGUGAUAUUCUCAAAAAUCGACCGAAACAAGAUUUCGGCUUGAAAAGUGUCAUCAUUGUUGAUGGCAUACCGAAAGUAUCGCCUGAUCGUUUUGAGAAACUUCGUACUGUUUUGAUGCGUUUGUUUUCUAAAUGUGGUACAAUACUUAAAGAUCAUUUUCCAUUGGAUGAAAAUCAAUUGACCAAAGGCUAUGUGUUCUAUGAAUUUGAAAAUUCCGAACAAGCACAAGAAGCCGUCAAAACAUUUAAUAAUCAUAAACUGGAUAAAAAUCACAUGUUUUCCGUGAAUAUGAUACAGGAUAUUGAUAAAUAUCUGGAAAUUCCCGAUGAAUUCGAAGAACCAGAAAAGAAACCCUAUGAAGAUCGUGGUAACCUACGUGAAUGGUUACUUGAUCCAGAUUGUUGUGAUCAAUUUUCAGUCGUUUAUGAUGGUGGUGAUACAACAGCCAUCUAUCUGAAUUCGAAUCCUGAACCGGCAUUGAUUCAGAAACGAACAUAUUGGACUGAACAAUCGGUACAUUGGUCACCACUUGGAACAUAUAUGGCCACAUUUCACAAACAAGGUAUCGCUUUGUGGGGUGGACCGAAUUUCGAACGUUUGUUCAAAUUUGCCCACGAAGGCGUCAUAUUUAUUGAUUUUUCUCCAUGCGAACGUUUCCUGGUGACCCUAUCGCAGCCAUUAAUGUUGACGAAUCAGGAAAAUGCCAUCAUCAUAUGGGAUAUCCGUAUGCAAACAAUUAAAAGAACAUUCUAUGCCGAAAAUGUCCAAAGUAUUGCCUGGCCAAUAUUCAAAUGGUCACAUGAUGAUCAAUAUUUUGGCCGUAUCCAUAAUGAAUCGCUUUGCAUUUAUGAAACCGAAACGUUUCUUUUGUUGGAUAAGAAAUCGAUGAAAAUGUCAGGUAUCAAGAGUUUUGUAUGGAGUCCAUCGGAGAAUAUGUUAGCCUAUUGGGUUGCUGAAGAGCAAAAUGUGCCAGCACGUGUAUCGUUGAUCGAGAUACCAUCGAAAAAUGAAGUACGUUCAAAGAAUAUAUUCAACGUUGCCGAUUGUAAGAUGCAGUGGCAAAAUAAUGGCGAUUAUCUUUGCGUCAAAGUCGAUCGUUAUACAAAGGCGAAAAAAGAACGUAAUGAUGCCAAUAAAUACACUGGACUCAACUACUCAUUCGAUCUGUAUCAUAUUCGUGAGAAACAAAUCCCCAUCGAUUCGAUCGAAAUCAAAGAACCGAUCGUGAAUUUUGGCUGGGAACCACAUGGUUCCAAAUUGGCAAUCGUGCAUGGCGAUUCACCAUCAUAUACGAUUUCGUUCUAUGGAAUCAAACAAGGCACUACUGUUACCUUGUUAAAAAAAUUCGAGAAAAAAUUAUGCAAUAGUUUGUUCUGGUCACCAACCGGUCAGUUCAUUCUAUUGGCAUCAUUACGUAGUGCCAAUUAUACAUUGGAAUUUGUCGAUACAUCCGAUUUCUCUCGUACAAACACACAGGAACAUUUCAAAUUGAGUGAUGUUGAAUGGGAUCCAACUGGUCGUUAUGUGGUCACUAGUGUUAGCUAUUGGACCAAUAAGAGCGAUAAUGCCUAUUGGGUAUGGUCAUUCCAAGGCCGUCUUUUACGUAAACAAAUUUUGGAACGUUUAUGUCAAUUUUCAUGGCGUCCACAACCACCAACAUUGUUGAGCGAAGAAAAGAUUAAAGAAAUUCGAAAGAAUCUAAAAAAAUAUGCCGAUGAAUUUGAUGCCAAGGAUCGUAUGGCCUAUUCGAAAUUAUCGAAAGAAAUGAUCGAUAAACGACAACAACAAUUACGUGAAUACAAAGAAAUCUGUGAACGUAAUCGACAGAUUGUUGACAGUCAUCGUGAAGAAUUGAUGCAAUUACGUGAAAUAUCGGAAGAACAAUCACAACAAGAAUAUUAUGAAGAAGAAUAUGAAUUCCUUGUCAAAGAGGAAACGGUCGAACUUGAUUGAUGUUCCCGAUGACAUCAAGUAAAUAACAAUUUUAGCUAUUGGCCGAAUAUGUAAUUCUGGAUUUUUUCAACAUUAUUAUUAUUAUAUUAUUAUUAUAUAAAUAUAAAUUCAACAAUCAACAAAAAAAAUUAAACAGCUGAUUUUUUUUUAUUAUUCAUAAAUAAAAGCUAUCUUUUUCCCCAUUAAAA